This is a messenger RNA of Verticillium alfalfae VaMs.102, 2531 nucleotides long. RefSeq lists its product as hypothetical. Bases 1 to 2157 code for a protein of 718 amino acids. Gene Ontology annotation, biological process: regulation of DNA-templated transcription. Lineage: Eukaryota; Fungi; Ascomycota; Sordariomycetes; Glomerellales; Plectosphaerellaceae. Gene Ontology annotation, molecular function: DNA binding. The transcript has 5 exons. The record is from RefSeq and is a predicted model, not a curated record.
AUGGAAGAACUUCCGAAAAGUCUCGAUUCGUGGCAGGUCGAGGGCCUGGACGACGACUUCCUCGACCUCGCGUUUGGGGCAGAUUGGAACCCUGGGUUGGUUGACGAUUUCCUCGCCAAUACAAAGCCUUUGGAUGAACAUGCCACCGAUUUCCAAGUCAGUCUCGUCAAUGCCCAUUUUGAAUAUUCUCAAGACGCCGCGCGCGACAAUGCCCACCACACAACAGGCAUCAACGAUACAACACAGCAUCUUGUCAAGAGACAGCACCAGGCGACGCCAAUCGUCCAGCCAGCCGUGCGGUUCUCACCAGCUUCGAUCAAAAUACUCAAGACAUGGCUGUCAACCCAUUCGGACAAUCCAUACCCGCGAGUUGAAGAGGUCGAAGCGUUCCAGAGGCAGACCAACCUCAGCAAACAGCAGAUCAUGACAUGGUUUGCCAACGCCCGCCGGCGAUCAAAGAACAUCAACAUACGUAAAUCUGCAGCUCGGGACAGAUCUUCAAGCCCGAUACCAUUCACCCCAUCACCAGGUCGUUCAACUCAUGGUGCCGUGAUUGGCGAUCAGAUGGAUCCUUUUCAAAGAUGGACCAACUCGCCCCCAGACCAGGAACCGGCUGAGAUGAGCGCUAUCGCGAGGGCUGUUGCAAGCUCUCUGGUAGUCCAUGAUCAAGAGGACUCCCUUGCCACGCAAGGCGCCUCUCCAAGAAUUCACAAUUGGCAGCGUCAUGAAAAGUCACUUCAUCUAUCGCUAGAGCGCUGGGAAUGCUCCCCAGAUGGACCUAUUUUCCGAAACGCCCAUUUUGAGCCAGCUUGUGUUUAUUGUGGCGUGGUCGAGGGCUUCAACAUGGACGCCCAUUUGCAGAGCCACAAUUACGAAGCUUGUCAUAUCCGAACCCCGGAGGAACGUACAUUCUACCGAAAGGACCACCUACGCCAGCAUCUAAGACUGAUUCAUCAGGUUCAAUUAGAACCACUACUAAUGAAAUCCUGGAAGACUGAGGUGAUGGAGGUCCGGUCCCGGUGUGGCUUCUGUAGCCUCGCCUUGAGCACUUGGACAGACCGAGUGGAUCAUCUGGCAGAACACUUCAAAAAUGGCAUGACAAUGGCUGACUGGGAGGGAGACUGGGGUUUCGAACCUCGUGUGCUGGAGAUGGUGGAGAACUCCAUCGCACCAUACAUCAUAGAUUAUGAACGAAAUUCGCCCUGCCCAUUCGUGGCUUUGCAAACGAUCUCUGACGGCCCCUCAACGGCGUUUGAGCUUUUACAACUGGAGACUGAGUACUUCUGCUCAAGCCACAUCAAUGUCCAUCACACGCUACCUUCGAAUCAAGAGCUCCAGUACGAACUGUGCUGCAUCAUUCUUGCCUCUGAAAUUCUGUCUCGCGAUACCAUUUCUCCCGCUUCCUCGUGGGUUCGCGACCUCCUCAUGUCUUCCGAGCAUAUCACUAGACAAGCCAAAUCGCGUCCCAUUAGGAGCGGUUCACGCUUUACGGAUCUACGCACGCAUGGGCAAGAGAACAUAUUUGGGAGCUGUCAUAUGGAGGGGGCGUUGCAAGAGUAUGUGAAGAGUAUGACAACACAGGGUGCAGAUGUCACGAACGAAUUGCUCCAGCAACAGGCUUGCAACAUCAUAUGGUCAUUGGCCACAUGUUCUUCGAGUCCUUCCGACAUGCUAGCGAACCUGCUGGUGAAUUUGACUUACAGUUCUACGAGCUGGCUUAUCACUUUUCGUGAGCGAGCAGGCCUACCGCCCGCCUACCCUGAGCAUGAAGCGUUACAGACAAGCCCACUAUCUUCCGAUGUUGCCUCUAAAACUCGGGCAAAAGGGUGCGUAGAUCGUCUGGACGUUGACACCGGUAUCCCAUCAACGCUUGCGGAAACUGUGCCAGGUCCAAGUAGCGAUGCAGCACCAUUGAUGAGGUCGUCGGGCUUUGUCGACGACAGCUACUACAGACGCCUGAUCAGGGAACUCACUCGCUUCAUCUCGAGUGCCAUAUCCCCGCGCAAUCCUAACAGACAUGUGCCGACAGAUCUCGAGAUUCAGAAUCAGGCGCGAUGGAUCCUCUAUGAUUGCGACGAUCCGUGGAAUCAAACACCAGCAGAUAAUGAGAAUUGGUUGAAGGACUUCAAAGAUUCCAUAUCGAUGCCUAAGCAGUAGGUGCUUGUCUCGUGGCUUGGCUGAUGGGAAUUUACUAUACAGACAACCCGACACCAAGUUUGUCCUCGCAAUGCACUGAUUGACACAAUCCUCGGCAUCGAUCUCAUUACGCAGCUUAUUUGUCUCUCGUCUGUCCUGAACUCAAGCAGAAAUAUUGUCGGUCUACAUGUUCCCUUCAAGUCUGCCAAAGCCAGAUUACCCUUUAUCGUUGCGGGCUAUUCCUUGCCAGCUACAGCGACAAAGUUUACGAGUAACGUCGAGGUACGACAAACCUUUACAGCCCUUGGGAAACGGCUUCAAUUUCCAGUGGCCUCGAGAUUUCAAACGCCAUUUAUGCAACUUCGUCGAUCGUCAAUUCAUUGUAUACCGUACGG